Messenger RNA from Ctenocephalides felis (cat flea), 1830 nucleotides. Its product is annotated as zinc finger protein 708-like. The transcript has 6 exons. Bases 1 to 1830 code for a protein of 609 amino acids. The record is from RefSeq and is a predicted model, not a curated record. NCBI's taxonomy places the organism in Eukaryota, Metazoa, Arthropoda, Insecta, Siphonaptera, Pulicidae. Gene Ontology annotation, biological process: regulation of transcription by RNA polymerase II. Gene Ontology annotation, molecular function: DNA-binding transcription factor activity; RNA polymerase II cis-regulatory region sequence-specific DNA binding.
AUGUCAGAAGAAUCAAUUAUGUCUAUAAAUAAUCAAGCAAUUAAAAUCGAACCACCAGAAUAUUCAGAAGAAGACAUUAAACGCGAAAUUGAUUAUGAAUUCGAUGAUCUUGAUGAUAUUGUUAAAUCUGAAUCGUGUACUGAGGAUUAUGAAACCUGUUUACAAAGAUUCAUGAAUUCCGAAGUGACUAUAGAAGAAGAGGUCAAACAGGAGUUUGUCGAGACAUCAGCUUACGAAUGUGACACUUGUAAUAGAGCAUUUACAGAUCCAGAUCACUUAAAAGAGCAUGUGGUCGAUCACAUGCCUAGCAAUAGCAAAGAAAGCCCUUUCAAAUGUAAAAUCUGUCAUAAGACUUUCAAAUCGGUUUAUUUAAAAAAACACAUGCUAAUUCACAGCGGUAAGCGCCCCUAUGAAUGCAGUGUAUGCAAUAAGACAUUCACAAAAUUAGGUAGUCUUAAACGUCACAUGCUCAUUCAUAAUGGAGUACGCCAACAUAAAUGCAGUAUAUGCAAUAAGACAUUCACACAAUCAGGUAGUCUCAAACGUCACAUGCUCAUUCACAAUGGAAUACGUCCUCAUGAAUGCAGUAUAUGCAAUAAGACAUUCACACUAUUAAGUAAUCUGAAAAAACAUAAGCUCAUUCACAAUAGAGUACGCCAACAUAAAUGCAGUCUAUGCAAUAAGACAUUCAUACAAUUAGAUAGUCUUAAAUGUCACAUGCUCAUUCACAAUGAAGUACGCCCCCAUGUAUGCAAUAUUUGCAAUAAGCGGUUUACACAAUCUGGUCAUCUGAAACACCACAUUUCUUUGGUGUUUUUGACUUUCACAGAAAUAGGCAGUAUGAAAUGUCACAUGCUGAUUCAUAGUGGAGUACGCCCCCAUGUAUGCAAUACUUGCAAUAAGACGUUCACACAAUCUGGUCAUCUGAAAACCCACAUGCUCAUUCACAGCGGAGUACGCCCUCAUGAUUGCAAUAUAUGUAAUAAGACAUUUACAACGUUAAGUAUUCUAAAAAGUCACAUGCUCAUUCACAGUGGUAGUCUCAAACGUCACAUGCUCAUUCACAAUGGAGUACUCCGCCAUGAAUGCAGUAUAUGCAAUAAGGCAUUCACGCAUUCUGGUACUCUGAAACGUCACAUGCUGUGUUGUCACGGAGAAAAUUCUUAUAAAUGUGAAAUAUGCAAUAAAGUAUUUACUCAAUCCAGCGAAUUAAAGAGACAUAUGGUACUUCAUGGUGGGAACGUUUUUAAAGGCAGAUGCAGCGUGAGUCCAUCUCCAGCAGAAGUUGAAGCAGCAAUCCUCUCAGCAAAGGAGGCGACGAACAAUGUUAAUUUAGCUCAACAGCAAGUUCAAGCUGCAAAGCAAGCUGUUCUGGAGCAGCAACGCAUAGCUGCUGCUAAAGAAGCUCAUGCUCGGCAUGCUGCUGAAAAAAGUGAACAAGCUGCCGCUCUGCAUAGGGCCGAAGCUGCCGCAGCAGCGUCUUCGGUUCUUCACGCCCAACAGCGCGUUGCGCAUGCCAAAGCAGAUGUCGCCCACAAACAACGCGUGGCUGCUGCUAAGGAAGCCAAAGCUGCUGCAGCUAUACAGAAAUCCGCUGCUGCGGCUGCUGCUGAGAUUAAGCGUACCGAACACGAGGCUUCCAAAUUGUCCCAGCAUUCGCGAUCUAGCGCUGCCGCUGCUCAGCAUCACGUGAUGGCCACAAAAGACGCAACUUUGGGCCCGAUUGCCGCAGGAGUGCGCCACGGCGGCCCUUGGUUUGCGUCACCGAUCUCUGCGGCACCUUGGGCCUCCUCGCCGGUACUUUACGCUUCAAAAACUAUAUGGUCCUAA